Molecule: messenger RNA, 2614 nt
Organism: Tachysurus fulvidraco (yellow catfish)
Lineage: Eukaryota; Metazoa; Chordata; Actinopteri; Siluriformes; Bagridae
Gene: scn1ba
Product: sodium channel, voltage-gated, type I, beta a
Exons: 6
Coding region: 1342-2040 (232 amino acids)
Biological process (GO): regulation of heart rate by cardiac conduction; sodium ion transport; cardiac muscle cell action potential involved in contraction
Cellular component (GO): voltage-gated sodium channel complex
Molecular function (GO): sodium channel regulator activity
Source: RefSeq, a predicted model, not a curated record
CUCUGUCUCUCUCUCUAUCAGUCAGUGCUGCAUCCUUCCUUCACAUCGCAUCAUGCCAUAUCUUCUCUGCACGGAUCUUUGGAAAUACACACACUGGCCUCAUUCAAGGAAGAGAUCAACGAUUUAGAAUAAAUUACAAUUACUCCUGCACUAAUAAAUCAGCAGAUCUGAAGGGAGGAACUGAGGAGUGGAGGUAGGAAUAGGAGAGGGAUCCUGUGGUUCUGCCCCAAAUCCACAUGCACAGUGUUUAAGGUAGGCAGCAUGAAGCACUGAAGACCUGAAGGACACUUUGCAUUUCCUUCUGUUUCUUUACUUUGAUUUUCUUGAAUUUCUUUGAAAUUUUGACCCACUGAAUGCAUAAUUUAUGUGUACUGUAUAUUUUAUUCGACUUAAUGAAUGAUUUAUGAUUGAAAGAGAAUCGUAUGUUUUGUGAUCCAUCUACGGUUGUACCAUAAUUGCCAUUAAGGAUAAGUGAAGAGGUGGACCACUGAAGAAGAAGAAGGGGCUUUAAUGUAAUCCGUGUGACCUGAACACACUCUAUAUACUCAUAAAAAAGACAAGAACAGGUUAAAUAUUGAUGUCUGCACACGUUCAUGAAUUUCCACGAGAUCUUCGCUCUCUGGACAUUUUAGUAAGAAUCUGUUUCACUAAAACCGAACACUCCUCAAACCUCUAAUCUUCAUGUAGUUCUCGUCCACUCAUCGUUCAUUUUCACAGAGCAAUAAUCUGAACAGUAAGCACUUCACUGGAAUGUAUCAGCUAAGUGAAACCAAAGACGUGUAAAAAAGUUGAACAAUCCACGCUUCUAAUCUUCCAUUCUCAUUCAGACACUGUGCAACAUCUCCAUCAUCUUCAUCAUCUCCAUCAUCUUCAUCUUCUUCUCAGGUCAGUCGGAUUUUCCUUUAUCACGCUCGUCUUCCACGCUAUGCACUCAUUGCAGACUUUUCUUUUCUUUUAAACAUCACAAACCUCAAAAAAAAAUCAGGUCUUCCAUCACAAACAAGGAAGUUUAGAUCGCUAAGUUAUAAUCGAGCAACACAACACUAACAAAACAAUCGAUCUCAUCAUCACAAGAACAAACAAAACAAAGCAAGAUUCCAAAUUCAGAAGCAGAGUGACGAGCAUCGCUGGAGUGUGUGGACGCUCCUGGACACAGCUUCAGUGAAGUGAAGAAAGGAGAAAAGUCCAGGACCACGUGGAGAAAGUAAACACUGUUUUAUUAAACACUGAAGUGACUCCUUCUGAAAUCCACUGCUGCGUCGUGGGAACACACACAGAGACCCUCUGAUCUACAACAGUGUGUGUGUGUGUGUGUGUGAGUGUGUGUUUGUGUGUAUAUAUAUGUGUAUGUCCCUCUCCUGGGUGAAGAUGACUGCAGUCCGGGUGAUGUGGCUCCCGCUGCUGCUGCUGCUGUGUAUCAUACAGGCUCGACUCAGCAGCUCGGCGUGUGUGGAGGUCGACUCGGACACCGAGGCCGUGGCAGGACAAGACUUCCGGCUGGGCUGCAUUUCCUGUAAGAUGCGAGGCGAGGUGGAAGCCACGGCAACCGUGGACUGGUGGUUUAUGCCGAAAGAAGAGAGUGACUUCACCCACAUCUACAGUUACAGCAAUGAGAUGGGCUCGGUGACAGACGAGCGCUUCCUGGGCCGUGUCGAGUGGGCGGGCAGUAAGAAGACGCUCGACCUGCAGGACGGAUCUUUAAAAAUCCUCAACGUCACCUUCAACGACACGGGGACGUACCGCUGCUACUUCGACCGCACGCUCACCUUCACAUACUACGAGUUUCACACCAAUGCCACCAAAUUCAUUACCAUCAACGUUGUGGCCAAAGAGACCCGUGGCAUGGCCUCCAUCCUGUCAGAGGUGAUGAUGUAUGUGUCGAUCAUCGGUCUGCAGCUGUGGUUACUGGUGGAGAUGGUUUACUGUUACAGGAAAAUUGCUGCAGCUGGAGAAGAAGCGCUGAGAGAGAGCGCGGCCGAGUAUUUAGCCAUCACUUCUGAGAGUAAAGAUAACUGCACCGGCGUGGCUGUGGCCGAGUAACACACACUCACACACACCUGCAGUGGUUUGUGAGACGCAGUGACACGAGGAUUCAUCUCUGUGACCUGCGGCUGAUUUUCAGGGCCAUAAAUUCUCUGAUGCAUUACUACGGCAACGACCUUCACCUGGAUAAUCUUCACCUUUUUACCUUCACCUGGUCCUCUUCCUCCCCAUCUGUACCAGACGAGCUGGAGGAUGUGUGUGUUUACGCACAAUUACAUGGGCAGUGUUUCAUUCCACUGAAGAACCCUGAGUAGUGCACUGAGGUACAGAGAUGUACAGACUGAAGCCCAGCGGGACUCGGACACAUAAACAAAUAAAUAAAAAAAAUAUCUGAUAUAAAACUCAGCAUGAAUAAAUGUAGAAGUGACAGUAGAAUUGUACUAACACGAGCUGUACGUAUUUAUCAACUCUUUGUUUUCCUUCCACACAGAAUUUAUAUGCAAGCGUACAAAUGUGUUAAUGAUCGUUACUUCGGCGUAUAAACGAAACACUUUCCACUGAGACUUUAUAAACACGACUGAGCGCUAUCAAUGCCAUGCUAAUGUAGCUACCCUCAUGCUAUACGAUAAAA